Molecule: messenger RNA, 945 nt
Organism: Plasmodium vivax (malaria parasite P. vivax)
Lineage: Eukaryota; Apicomplexa; Aconoidasida; Haemosporida; Plasmodiidae
Product: variable surface protein Vir12, putative
Exons: 2
Coding region: 1-945 (314 amino acids)
Source: RefSeq, a predicted model, not a curated record
AUGUUAAAAUUAGAAAAGGAUUAUCCUGGGAUAAAUGAAUUAUGCAAGACUUUUGCAAAAAAUUUAUCAAAAAUUAAAGAUAAAGGCGACUAUAAUGAUUACUGUUUGGACUUAACCUACUGGACAUAUGAUAAAUUAAGUGGAAUGUUUAAUUCUACUUCGGAUUACAGUGACAUAGGACCUGUUGUAAUGGAACUUCGUCGAGUAAUGGAUCAUAUUAAUAAUACACAAUUAAGGAAUAAACCUUGUUACUUUUAUUUUGACGGAAAUUCGACAGAUAGGAAUGAAGAAGCCCAAUUGCUGAAAUAUUUUAGGAAUUUUGAUAGCAUAUAUGCUAAAGAGUCCUUUGAAAAUGGAGAGAAAGACAAGUACUGUAACUUUGCAGAAAGUAUUAACACGUUAUAUGGAAAAUAUGCAAACAGGUGUUGUACUUACUUUAAAGAUUAUACACCCUUUAAUAGAUGUAUAAAAUAUUUUAAAUGUGAUCCAAAGUAUAAUCCUUAUAAUCUGCAAUUAAAAUUAAAUUGUCCUGGUGUUUUUAAAACUGAAAGUACUUUUGAAAAAGUGGAAGCUCCAGUCCCACUACCAGUAACUGAGGAUAACAGUGUAAACAGUGUUAAGGAGGAACCUCCAAAGAGAGAGUAUUUUCCUAAAGUUAUAGAAAGUACUUAUAUGGAAUUAAUAGAGGAUCCUUUCUAUAUGGCAUCCUUCAGUGUUUUUUUCCUUAUUGGAAUAUUUUUUGUGUUCUUUGUUUUUUACAAGGUAAUAAACAUUUCCUUUUUUACUCCAAUUGGGACGUGGAUAAAUAGGAAAGGGAAAAAGAUAAGACAUAUACAAAAUGAUUAUAAUGAUUCUCAAAGAGGGAAAUUAAUAAUGUAUGAUUCAAGACCCGAGCAUAUAAAUUAUCAGAACGAGAGAAUUCGUCUGUCUUAUCAUCAUGACUAA